Molecule: messenger RNA, 4828 nt
Organism: Hemicordylus capensis (graceful crag lizard)
Lineage: Eukaryota; Metazoa; Chordata; Lepidosauria; Squamata; Cordylidae
Gene: SLC23A1
Product: solute carrier family 23 member 1
Exons: 15
Coding region: 2523-4328 (601 amino acids)
Biological process (GO): transmembrane transport
Cellular component (GO): membrane
Molecular function (GO): transmembrane transporter activity
Source: RefSeq, a predicted model, not a curated record
UCUCCCUGUGGAUUUCCUUAUUAGUGUGGUCUUAGGGCAGACUGUUUGGCUGGGGGUCCCUAUGGGGAUCCACUUUUUAGACCAUUUUUUAUUUGAGAGAGGAGUUGACCACCCUCCCCUCAAAAGAAGGGGCCUGGCCACCCCAUUCUUCAACAUACCGAUAAAAGAUAGAUUUCCAAAUCAGGCGCGGAGCCAGCCGAACGGCGGCCUGGGUCUGGCCCCACCCAGCAGCCCCUCUAGCAACGUCCCAUGCGCAUCACGUGCACAGAGCGUGGCUUGGGCUCUGAAAGCGCCCCGAGAGAACUCCCCCACCCUGCGCCUGGGCUACAGAGAGCCCCGAGCGCGCGCCCCCCUGUCUUUUUCAGGCAGCGUUUGCUCCCUCCGAUGAGAGAAAGAAAGGGAAAUAGAUGCUUUCACACAGCAAGCGCCACCUGAAAUGACAGUGGAGGACUCACUCGGGCUCUUCGGAGCUUGAGGCCAACACCCCCUUUGCGUGUGACAUUGCUGCAGGUAGACCUUGUUGAUUUCGUUUCCCUCAAAGAAUUCAAACACCUGCUAAAGCCUACCCUUGCAGGAAGGCUAAUGUUGCCACAGUGGCCAAGAAAUUGCUCACUGACUUUAUUCCUAGGUUUGGCCUACCCCUCUCAUUGGAUUGUGAAAUGGGAACACACUUUACCAGUAAGGUCAUCCAGAUGGUUUGUAAAGCGCUUGGGGUAAAACUGCAAUUUCAUACCCCUCACCAUCCUCAAAGCUCAGCUUACGUGGCAAGAAGAAACUUGGACUUAAUGACCAAACUGGCGAAGACUGUCAAAGAUACUGGCCUGCCCUGGCCAGAUGCCCUGCCUGAUGCGCUCUUAUCUAUAAGAAAUACUUCAAUUCGAAAACAUGGAUGAACAUCCCAUGAAAUUGUGAUGGGAAGGCCACUAAGGGUGGGAGUCAAACCCAGGGUACCAGCUAGAUCAAGAUAUUGUACUGUAUUGUGUAAACCUGACUAAGGUGUCUCAGUCUCUCCACUCACAGGUAAAGGAGGCUCAUAUGCCUCCAAGCACUGAGGCUUGUCUACAACCUGGUGAGAGAGUUUAAACACAAGAACUGUCUGGCACUGAGGUGGACUGGUCCUUUCCAAGUGCUGUUGGUCACUCACACUGCUGUAAUUUGGAAGGAAAAGUUACCUGGACAGUCUGGACUCACACUUCUCACUGUAAGAAGGUGCAUUCACCAACACAGGAAAAUCCAGAAGAAAGACUGGCAACCGUGAGGCCAGAAUAACCAUCAAAAUAAAAAACAGUCCUAAUAUAAUUGGGACUGUUCCAUCUCCUGUUCUUUGCCUUUCCAAUGUGCAGAGCAAACUUAAUUGUUAAAUUGUCUUAUCAAGUAGCCAAAGCUGAAAAUGAGACUGAUUACUGGGUAUGUCAUCACAUGCCCGUCCAUGCCAAAGCAGGGGUUAACCAUGAUCUCUGUUCCUUUAAAUAUCACUGAACUAUCAGCUUAUGGGGAACUAGGCCAAAUAACACCUGGACAGAUAUGCAAGAUGAAAUCCGUUCUUACCUAUAGGUGCAGCCUAAGGAGGGAGAGUUUUGUUUCCAGUGUAAUGGCACAGGUUAUCCAGCGGGAAAUAGUUCCUGUAAAGUCACCUUGGUAAAGAAUGGGGCUAACGUAAACGGCUCUUACAAACCAAAUGGAAUUCCUUUUGAUCACUCCAUUCAAGGCUAUUAUGAACAGGUAGCCCUCUACAUCAAAACAUGCUACACAGGAUAUAUGGCCCUGGCGGGACACUCUUUUGUAUGUUGGAAUAGAGCCUAUAGGACUUUUCCUCCAAAGUGGUCUGGAAGAUGUUAUGUAGCCCAGUUAAGGCCUGCUGUUAGAAUUACCCAAUGCUAUCCUAAGGAAGGAAUUCGAAAUAACUGAGAUUUGGGCUCUGGCCAAGAUAUAGUGGACAGCAGAACCCCUUUAACAAAAACCUUUGACCAUGUGCAGAAAACCCAACAAGCGGCCUAUGUACCCCCAGAUCACACUGAGGAUACUGGGUCCUGGUUGAUCCCCUGACUGCCAGAUUUGGGAGUCUGGGGAAGAAGUAUUUUAGCAGUUUGUUCAUUAUCCUGAUUUUCAUUGUUUUCUUAUAUGUUGGGGUCAUGUAAUUGAAAUGCUGUAUGCAAACUCUGAACAGAGCUAAUGCCAUUUAUGCCUGCCUCCCUCAAUCUGAACUGCGUGAAAUUCGUACCAAGCUGCGCAAACAAGAGGCAUAUCUGCAGAAGUGUAAAAUGUAAAGGUGAGGCUUCAUGUAUUAACAUGAAGCCUCAAAGGGGGGAAUGAUGAUGAAAAACUUUAUUUGGGUCUGGUUUGGGCCUAGUCAAGAAUCUAGGCAAGGCCUGUAAGUUUGGAUUUCAGUACCGCUAAAGGGUUGCUAUGGUAACAGAAUGUAUCUAAGUAUUGCUUGGAGGGAAUUGAAGGAGAAGGGGUAACAUAUAGACUGGAGUGUUAAGAACUGCUGGCAAAUGAGAGCUUAGCCCUGCUUUGCCGUUAUGGGAAGCAGCACUGAACGCUCGUCUCGUUUCAAGCAAAACACAGCCGUUGGGAAUCAUGCAGGGCCACCAGCAUCCCACAGAGAGAAGGAUUUUGAUAUGAUCUACACAAUUGAAGAUGUGCCUCCAUGGUAUCUCUGCAUCCUGCUGGGAUUUCAGCAUUAUUUGACCUGUUUCAGUGGCACCAUAGCUGUGCCUUUCCUUCUGGCAGAAUCCCUGUGUAUAGGAAAAGACCAGUACACCAUCAGCCAGCUCAUUGGCACCAUCUUCAGCUGUGUGGGGAUCACCACUCUGAUCCAAAGCACUGUAGGGAUCAGACUUCCUCUGUUUCAAGCCAGCGCAUUAGCAUUCUUGGUUCCUGCCAAAUCGAUCUUGGCCCUGGAUAAAUGGAAGUGUCCUCCAGAAGAGGAGAUCUAUGGCAACUGGACCUUACCACUGAAUACGUCUCACAUCUGGCAACCAAGGUUAAGAGAAAUCCAAGGAGCAGUCAUCGUUUCCAGCCUGGUGGAAGUGGCAAUUGGGUUGGUGGGCCUCCCUGGGGCACUGCUCAACUACAUCGGGCCCCUCACCGUCACACCCACUGUCUCCUUAAUAGGUCUCUCUGUCUUCCAAGCUGCAGGGGAGCGCGCUGGAUCACACUGGGGCAUUGCAGCACUGUCGAUUUUUUUAAUCGUUUUGUUUGCUCAGUACCUACGAAAUGUGUCUUUUCUCCUUCCUGGCUAUAAAUGCGGAAAAGGGUGCAUUGUGUUCCGGAUACAGAUCUUCAAGAUGUUUCCAAUCAUACUGGCCAUUUUGGUGGUCUGGCUCCUGUGUUAUAUUCUGACAGUGACAGAUGUCUUUCCUCGUGAUGCAAAGGCCUAUGGAUAUAAGGCCAGAACGGAUGCGAGAGGAGAAAUCAUGUCCAUUGCACCAUGGUUCCGUUUACCCUACCCUUGUCAGUGGGGGCUCCCCACAGUGACAGCGGCUGCUGUGCUGGGCAUGUUCAGUGCUACCUUGGCUGGGAUCAUUGAAUCUAUUGGGGAUUAUUAUGCCUGUGCUAGGCUUGCAGGUGCUCCACCUCCACCUGUGCAUGCCAUUAACAGAGGCAUUUUUAUAGAGGGAAUCUCUUGUAUAAUUGCUGGGCUACUGGGCACUGGCAAUGGUUCUACUUCCUCGAGCCCUAACAUUGGAGUCUUGGGCAUCACCAAGGUGGGUAGCAGGAGAGUGGUGCAGUAUGGUGCUGGAAUCAUGCUUAUUUUGGGAACGAUUGGCAAGUUCACAGCUCUGUUUGCUUCCCUUCCUGACCCCAUCCUUGGUGGGAUGUUCUGCACAUUGUUUGGCAUGAUCACAGCAGUGGGGUUGUCCAACCUGCAGUUUGUCGACAUGAACUCCUCCCGCAAUCUUUUUGUUCUGGGAUUUGCCAUGUUUUUUGGGCUCACACUUCCAAACUACUUAGAUUCCCGACCAAAUGCUAUCAACACAGGCAUUGCUGAAAUUGACCAAAUAUUAACAGUACUGUUAACCACAGAAAUGUUUGUUGGUGGCAGCAUUGCAUUCAUUCUGGACAACACCAUUCCAGGGACACAAGAGGAACGUGGCCUAGUACAGUGGAAGGCUGGAGCAUAUGCCAACAGUACCACAUCUGCAAAACUGAAGAGUUAUGAUUUUCCAUUUGGCAUGGGUGUUGUUAGAAAGGUCCAGUGGCUAAAGUAUGUGCCAGUGUGCCCGGUUUUUGUGGGUUUUAACUGGAAAACAAGGAGGGAUCCCGAUACAGCAGAAGAUACUCCAAACACAACAGAUAUCACAGUCAUAUGCACAAAGGUUUGAAAAUGAAGCAUCACAGAAAGCUGGACAACAGCAGUCAAUCAGUGGAAGGAGAGUGUGCAGGAUUCCCAGAGUAUUUAAGUCAUGUCCCAGCAGAGACUCUCCAGGCAAAGCUGGAUCAAUGGCUGUUAAAUGGGAAGACAUGUGUGGCUCAUCAAGGCUUCUUCCCCGCCCCACAUUGCCCCCUCUGACAACUGGAGUUCAAAGAAAGCAGGUAAGGGUUCACCCAGAGCCCCCUCUAGAACCUGAACACUCUCUAGACACACUUGUUCACAGGCAGUAUUUUUUAUUUUGAAUUUUACAUAUCCAAUUUGGGCUUAGAGGAGAGGUAAAGUAGUGCUCUGGUUUAAUACUGGAAGACCAUUAGCAAAGCUUGUGUGUAUUCUCUAAUUUAAAAAGGUUUUGCAGCCAAAAUUAUGCAGUCAGGUCCAAUUCCAUACAUCUGGUUUAUGCUAUUUUACUCUCUGUACUGGUCAAAGACUGUAAUAAAGGUUAUCUAGCUA